CAGACAGCAUCUCCCAUCAAUCAAAGCUCUUGUUCUCUUCAUCAUCUUCUCCGAAUCGUCAGAAUCAUCUUGGGAUAUUAAUCACAGACACAUCAUCAAGUUCUUCGAAUCAGAUCCAAGGUCCGAGACAGAAAUGGCGGCACCAGCAAUCAUCUUGGCUACCCUUCUUGUUGCUUGCUUAACUCAAGCCUGCCAUGGCAAUGUCCUCUUCUCUUCUCUCAAGAGAACCCUCGUUGUCACUGCCACUCCUAAAGCCGGUGAAGUGUUGAAGGGGGGCGAGGAUAAGGUCACGGUGACGUGGUCCUUGAACGGGACAUACAAGGGGCAGGACUCGGAGUACAAGACCGUGAAAGUGAAGCUGUGCUACUCCCCGAUAAGCCAGAAGGACCGUGGGUGGAGAAAGACCGAGGACGAGCUCCACAAGGACAAGACCUGCCAAUUCACGAUCGUGUCCAGGCCCUACUCGGCCUCAGCCCCGAAGGGGAACUUCACUUGGACCAUCGAGAAGGACAUCCCCCAGGCCACCUACUUCAUCCGGGCCUACGCCUUGAAUGCCAAGGACGACCAGGUGGCCUACGGCCAGACCACCAACACAGGGAAGACGACCAAUCUCUUCACGGUCAAUGCCGUCACGGGCCGCCACGUGUCCCUCGACAUUGCCUCCGUCUGCUUCAGCGCCUUCUCCGUCGUGUCCCUCGCCUUCUUCUUUGCCAUCGAGAAGAGAAAGGCUAAGAAGAGCUCUCCUCCUCCUCCACAGAUGUGAAGAAGGGAAGAAAACCUCAAACAAAAGUUCCCUCCUCUCAAUCAUGAUAUGAUUUCAUGAUAUAUCAUGAGUUCCUACUAAAGCUUUGCAAGGUUUAGUGAUAUAAUCUGUUGUGUCUUAUAUUACAUGUGACGUUGUUCGACGGCUAUCUGAAUAAUGUUCCUAAUCUGCCUUAAUGUAAUGCAAUAGAGUUUACAUGUCCUCUUGUCUGGUCCACCCAAGCAAUACCAUAGACUAGAACUUCGUAUCAAAUUGACAAAAGGUUCCAAUUUAUGUGUAAGAAAUUCUACAGAGAUCGUGAUAUAUAAGAUAAUGACAGAUUCAAUCUUUCA
Punica granatum (pomegranate) is the source of this 1095-nucleotide messenger RNA. Lineage: Eukaryota; Viridiplantae; Streptophyta; Magnoliopsida; Myrtales; Lythraceae. The record is from RefSeq and is a predicted model, not a curated record.